Molecule: messenger RNA, 1256 nt
Organism: Pseudonaja textilis
Lineage: Eukaryota; Metazoa; Chordata; Lepidosauria; Squamata; Elapidae
Source: RefSeq, a predicted model, not a curated record
AAUGGCUCCUCGCUAUUAAAGGUGUCUUUUCACAAAAAAAGUAUCUUACAUAUUUGCCCUGCAUUCUUGUAACAUCUGAAGCUGAAAAUUACAGUGAUACAGAAUUAAGAUGGUGCUCCUGAAUUGGAAGGCAUUGGAAAAUUUUCCACUUCUAAUGUACAUUUUAGCUGCUAAAACUUUAAUUCUUUGCUUAGCAUUUGCUGGGGUAAAAGUAUAUCAAAGGAAAAGACUUGAAGAAAAGCUGAAAAAGGAACAAGCAGAAAAGCAGAAAAAAGAAAUGGAGAAAAAAGAAAACUGAAGAUCUAAAGGUGAUGAUCUUCCAGUCUUUCUGUUCAGUUGUAUUAGACAAUUGGCUUAUGCCAAGAUCAUCAUCUGGAGGCUCACUAUGGGAAAAAUGUCAACUCAGAUAUUUAACUUAAUACAUAAAACAUGUUGGAACUGGAGCAGCAGAAGAAUAUAUUUGAAUUAGGCACAUCCUGAUCCAGGCAUAUUAUUUGAAUAAGCUGCACUGCUUGUUUUACUGGGCCUCUGGGGCAACCUUGUAAAUGAAGGCUGAAACAGCUCCAACUCUUUUUUUAAAAUGAAAGAAUCAGCGUUGCAAUUUCAGGACAUUCUAAAGAACUGGAAAUAAUUGCUUUGAUUAUAUGUGAAGUAUUUGUUCCACAUCCCCAUGCACUUAAUACACAAACACACACAUAUUCAGAUAUAUAUAGACCUCAGCCUAUGAGAACAGAACAUUGACCAACAGUUUACUAAAUAUGUGCAAAAUGUGAUUAACAUGCAAAAAUGUGAUUAACACUCUGUUUGACAACUGAGAACAGUAAUUUAUGAUCUGAGAGCUUAGGAAGUCUUCUUUUAUGAUUGUCCUUUUGAUUGGCAUAUUUUAUUAUUUGAUACAUGAUAAUUGCUGCAUUCAGAACUUGUGUGAAUGGGAGAUUUACAAAGGUGAAUUUCAGAACACGAAACAAUUUUGGUUUCCUGGGAAAACAAUGAAAUUAUGAAAUAUUAUAUAGUGCUUUGAACCUCAAAUGGCAUAUGCAUUCGUAAACUGGCUUGAAUGUUGCCUUCUGAUAACUUUUCAAAUGAUUAGGUUUCUCGAACUAUUUUAUUUUAAGCAUUCCAAAAUAAAAUAAUAUUGUGCUAAAACAUCACAUCACAAAAUCUGAAGAAACAAUAAGAAACAAAUCUUGAAACCCAAAUAUAAUUUACAUUUUGCAAAUUGAAUUUAAGAAAAAUAUUUGAAUAAAAAUCGAGUA